This is a messenger RNA of Striga asiatica, 591 nucleotides long. NCBI's taxonomy places the organism in Eukaryota, Viridiplantae, Streptophyta, Magnoliopsida, Lamiales, Orobanchaceae. The record is from the annotation of a GenBank genome assembly.
CUUGUAGCAAAACUACUCUUUCAUAUAGUUUGAUACUAGCUUGUGUUUUGCUUGACUGUUAACUGAUUAGAAUCUACAAUAUAAUUGGAUGAGGAUCUUGUUCACUAAAAGGAAUAAUAACUUCAUUCUAACAUAACUUAUUCUAUUUAAGUUGUCUUCAUUCUUUCUUUGGUGUAAAUGGGAUUUAGCAGACAAGUGACCACUGUUGACACGAGAUUGGUGGAGCCCAAGAUGUUGGAUAAUCAAAAAAUGCAGUCCGGUACAAAAUUCGAGCCUUCGACUUCAAAAUUCAGACGUUGGGGCAGGAUAUCACCAUUCAUCAGAUAUGGUCUUCCUAUGAUCUCACUCACUGUUCUUGGUGCUCUUGGACUCGGCCAUCUACUACAGGGAAGCAAGGACAUAGCUAAAGUGAAGGAUGACCAAGAAUGGGAGAUUAUUGAGUCAAAAAAAGCUCUAUCCAGAAUGGGACCUGUUGACGCCUAUAAACCUAAAAAAAUUUCGCUGCAUGAAGAGCUUAAGGCUUUGCAAGAAAAGCUUGACGUAGAUAAUUAUGAAUACAAGAAAAUUCCGAGGCCCAAAGAGGGCAAAUGA